This is a messenger RNA of Lytechinus variegatus (green sea urchin), 1948 nucleotides long. Its product is annotated as succinate dehydrogenase assembly factor 4, mitochondrial-like. The transcript is spliced from 2 exons. Lineage: Eukaryota; Metazoa; Echinodermata; Echinoidea; Temnopleuroida; Toxopneustidae. Gene Ontology annotation, cellular component: mitochondrion. Gene Ontology annotation, biological process: mitochondrial respiratory chain complex II assembly. Bases 25 to 408 code for a protein of 127 amino acids. The record is from RefSeq and is a predicted model, not a curated record.
UAUUUCGUAACAUUCAUAUAAUAUAUGGCAGCUUCCCGAGCUUCAGCGCUAUUCUGCUCACAAUUCUUAAAAAUGAGUCAAUUAAAGCCAUUUACUCGGUGCAGUGUUACUGCUGCAAGACAUCUGAUAUUCCCAGCACCACUCAGAUGUGCAUCAUCAUCAUCGACUGGUAACCAAGGUGAUGGAGGCAAACAAUCUCCAGAGGGAGCCCCACUUAAGAAGCCAUUCACCCCAGUGGGCAAACAUGACAACCAGAUGCCAGAGAAGCACAGGGAUGCUGAGAAGAAUCCUUUGGAAGCUUUCCCUGAUGAUGUGAAUCCUGUUACGGGUGAGAAGGGAGGACCAAGGGGCCCGGAACCAACCAGAUACGGGGACUGGGAGAGGAAAGGACGAUGCAUCGAUUUCUGAUCAAAUUUAUAAUGGACAGACGAAAGUCAUGGACAUCGAGGCAAGAACUUGGACAGAGACAACAAAGUUCAUGGAGAGUAUUAUAUUUUCUUUAACUUAUUGGAACCAGAAGUGAGAACUGAUGCUUGAUUAUGAAGAUAUCUUGAUGAAUAUGAUUUUAGAAGUGGAAGAGGAUUUAUGAUUUAUUAUACAUAUUCAACGGAAGAUGCUUCUGGUGGAUUGAUAUCGAUACAUAGAGAGUUUGACAGGGAGACAGAAACAGAUAGACAGAGAUAAAGAGCGAGGGGGCGAGUGAGGGAGAUCUUGAAGACUUGAACCAUGAACUUUAGCUUUCUUAAUUCUUUGUUUGAAAAAACACCACAUUCAAAUUAACUCAGAUGACAGACAUGAAUGUAAAUCAUCCAUACCAUGGUUGAGAGAAAUGUUAUUCAGAGUUAUAUGUAUACCUUAUAUGUAAAAGAUGUCACAUAAGGAGGAUAUUCAGUCACUUAUCCAAUCAAUCCAAUAAAAAAAUCAAUGAAUGUUGUCACACGUUCAGAUGUUGAUGAAUUGCCCUUGUGAUUCUUGAUCUGAAGAGUGGAAUAUUGACGGUUCUCGCAUGAUAGUUUAUUACUAUACACUGUACUUAUAUAAGAACAGAGAGGCCUAUUAUUCUCAGGUUAUCCGUCAAGGAACAUUCUUAAUAUAAAGUGUUCCUUUCUUGAAAACACCAAAGGUCUGGUAUUUAGAAAUAAUGGUGUGCUAACCCAGGAACACAUGUUUCUAUAGGCUGUCAAAAACAUAAAUAAACAUUAAUUUGCUUUCCAAUGAAGUGCUAUCAACAGGUUUUUGUUAAUUAAGGAUAUUUUUUAAGUUAAAGUUAAAGAAAUUACAUUUGUUGUUGUGCAAUUUGAAUACUUUUUUUUUAAAGAAUCUUGUUUUGUCAGUAGUUGCUAAUGUAUUCACCUAAUAAUUAGGUGUGAUAUCAAGUGCAGUAGGCUUCUAUAUGACUUUUUGUGUUUUUUUUAUUUUUUGUGGAAAAAUUAUAUUACAUUAUUGUCAUAUUCAAUUUUAGUGUGUAUGUAUUAUUCUGCAAAGUCCAUUCCUACAAAAGCAUCAUCAUUGACUGCACUAAGACUUACUUAUGAUCAUUAUCUCUCAAUGUGUAUUCCAAUUCCAUUCAUGCUCUCUGUCCAUGUGACACACUGGCACUCACUUUGCAAGACAUAGGGGCAUGUAACACAAAGCCUAGAAAUCAUUGUAUUUUUUUUAUAAAAUCGAUUGCAAUGAUUACAAUGUACAGUUGAAAGGAAGUUCACCUUAACAAAAGUUUGUUGUAAAGAUACUAGGAUAAAAAAAUAUUGGUGAAGGUUCGAGAAAAGUUAAGAAAGUUAUUAGAAUUUAAAGUGCUUGAUUUGUGACCUCGUACAAACAGCUGCCCCAUAUGUUAUGUCAUAUGAAAUGCAUGAUGCAUGAUUUAUUGAAUGUUUCCUAAUGACUAAAAUAUUUUCCCAUUCAGGAGUGGGUAUGGAAUGAUUAGAACAAUAAAAUCAUUUACAAU